GUUUCUUCGCCCAACAGAUAUUUUCCAGUGCCGCUCUGAACAGUGUGAUGUGGCCGCGCGAGCCGCGAGGAGCCAGCUAGCCAUGGUCGUCCCAGUCCCGCCGCCGCCUCUCCUCGCUUCCCACGUGGCCGUCCGGGCCGCGGCCUCCGCCAUAUCCCACGGCCGCCGGGUCCUCCUUAACGGCGACCACCCGCCGCAGGUCGCGGCCCUCGGGCGCGGCGACUGGGUCAAGCUCAUCUGCGGCGCCAGCUUUGAGGAUGCAGCUGAUGUCAGGAAUCUCUCCCUUGUCUACACUCUUGCUGGAGUGGAUUGCAUUGAUUGUGCAGCAGAUGCAUCUGUGGUGGGAGCAGUGAAUGAAGGUAUUGAAGUAGCAGCAUCAAUUGUACCAACAGUUCAAAGGCCUUGGCUGAUGAUUAGUGUUAAUGAUGAUUGCAGAGAUCUUCAUUUCCGUAAAGCUGAGUUUGAUCCUGAUGAUUGCCCACUGGAUUGCUCAAAGCCAUGUGAGAAAGUUUGCCCAGCUGAUGCAAUAUCACUAAAGCAUUCCAUGGUUGAUGGAGAGCGCACACUAUCUGAUCCCUUACGUGGUAAAUAUGAGGGUGGUGUAAUUACUGAGCGGUGCUAUGGAUGUGGUCGGUGCUUGCCAGUUUGCCCGUAUGACAGAAUAAGAGCUGUGUCCUAUGUUCGAGACCCUACUAUGACUGCUGAAUUAUUGAAAAGAGAUGAUGUUGAUGCAAUAGAGAUACAUACCACUGGAAAAGGAACUGAUAUGUUCAAUACCCUCUGGGACAACUUGAGUGGGUCCAUCAAUAAUGUGAAGCUGGUUGCAGUUAGUCUUCCUGAUAUAGGUGAAUCAACUGUUGACCUCAUGAACACAAUAUACACAAUAAUGGAGCCCCAUUUUAAAGGGUAUAAUCUUUGGCAGUUAGAUGGCCGACCUAUGAGUGGUGACAUUGGCCGAGGUGCAACAAGGGAGACAGUUUCUUUUGCCGCUCAUGUGGCUUCAAUGUCAGAAAGACCUCCUGGGUUCUAUCAGUUGGCUGGUGGCACCAACUCAUACACUGUUGAUUACUUAAAGAAAGCUGGUCUUUUCCAAUCAUCAAAUUGGAAUUCAGGGACCGCAACCUCUGAAAUGGCCAGUUCUCACCAAGCUUUAAUAGGAGGGAUUGCUUAUGGUGGCUAUGCUCGCAAGAUCGUUGGACGGGUUUUGCGCAAAAUACCAGAACAGUUUGGCCGUGUGCACAUCGAGGAUCAUCCUGAUCAUCUACUGGAGGCUCUACAAGAAGCCAUGUCAUUAGUAGGACCUGUGAAGGGUUAUAUACCCAGUCAUUCCAAGCCUUUCAUGAAACAAGUAGAUAGACAAUAGGAAGUAGGAAAAGCGCAGGAUAUACCCUUCAACCCAGUUUUGGGCGAAGAUAAGGCGCAUCGUACUUUAGCUGUGACAGUGAGGAGUUCAAUGUGGUCAUUGGGCCAGGAAUCUAGUGGUUGCUGUCGGUCGCUCGUUCUAGAUGGAUUAUGGGCUAUGGAACCUGGAGUGCCGUGGUGCUGCAAACAUCUCAUGUUUCAUUCUGAAAUCUUUUUAGAUGUAUAAUACGUAGUAGUUGAAUUUUCUGU
Molecule: messenger RNA, 1611 nt
Organism: Zea mays
Lineage: Eukaryota; Viridiplantae; Streptophyta; Magnoliopsida; Poales; Poaceae
Product: 4Fe-4S ferredoxin, iron-sulfur binding protein
Exons: 11
Coding region: 83-1363 (426 amino acids)
Source: RefSeq, marked provisional